AUGCUGCUAGGCCUUUCCAAACGGAGGCUCUGCACGACUUCCUGUGCAUGUUUUUGGGUUUGCCCAUGGACAACUUUGGCCAUGCACAAACACAGCCAUCUCCUCUGGUACCGUUUCAGCAGCCAUCUCCUCUGGUAUCAUUUCAGCAAACAUUUACCAUCGUUGUCACUGAUUCGUCUUUGCGUGGCGAAUUUUGGCACUCACUUAUCACCCGAGAGAUCAAGAAAGCAAGGGGUUCGUGGCAUCCAUGAUGCAUUGAGAGUCAUGCACCUCGUGCCAGGGAAGGCAUAUAAUGGCAAGGAGGAAGGUCCAUCUCACCGCCGCCUUAUCAACGACUGUAUGCAUGACAUAAUGGGAGUUCAGCCAGAAAAUCGUGUUAUGCGUAAUGGAAAAGUGCAGUUUGUUGGCUCAAGCAAUAAUACAGAGCAAAUUUUACCCAAUACCGUUGAUUCUAAUGAUAUCUCUGCUUGUCCUUCCAUUAAUAAGCUCGCAAAGGGAAACAAGUUUAUGCUACUUGUGGAGCUGCAUAGGAGAGGAAUGAGUGCGGAUAUAUCUAUUCUAGCAUCUGCCAUGAGCUUUUGUGCUGUUAAGCAAUCCAUUAGGGGAGGUGUCCAGCUCCAUGCUCUACUGGUGAAAGUUGGUUAUGAAUUGUCAGUCCUUUCUGGCACCUCUCUAAUCAGCUUAUAUGCAAGAUGUUAUCAACUGGAGAAUGCUUGUCAGGUUUUUCAGAACAUGCCAGUUAAAAAUACCGUGUCGUGGACAGCACUCAUUUCUGGUUAUGCGCAGGAUAAUAAGGUUGAGCCUUGCCUCCAGGUGUUUCAGCUGAUGAGGCAGUCAGCGUGCAGGCCUAAUGACAUCACAUUUGCCACUAUCUUCAGUGUGUGCACUAACCACGCACUUCUUGCACUUGGUAAAAGUGUUCAUAGUCUAGAACUGAGAAUGGGUUUUGAUUUGUGUGUGCAUGUCUCAAAUGCACUGAUAUCAAUGUAUGCAAAGUGUGGGAGUAUAGAUGAGGCCCAGUCCAUAUUUGAGAGCAUUGCGUGCAAGGACCUGAUUUCUUGGAACUCCAUGAUAUUUGGAUAUUCACAGCAUGGCCUUGCUGAGCACUGCCUAAGCUUGCUAAAAGAAAUGGAGGAGGAGCACGUAGUGCCUGAUGCAAUCUCCUUCCUUGGCAUCCUGUCAUCAUGUCGGCAUGCAUGCCUUGUAGAGGAAGGCCGGCGCUGCUUCAAGGCAAUGAUCAGACUUGGAAUGGAACCAGAGUUAGAUCACUACUCGUGUAUGGUUGACCUCCUCGGCCGGGCAGGAUUGCUCGAUGAAGCAUGGGAUUUGAUCCAUACAAUGUCCACGUCCCCAAAUGCAGUCAUAUGGGGUUCUAUGCUGGCUGCCUGUAGGAUGCAUGGGAAUAUUCCGAUUGGCAUCCAUGCUGCAGAGCACCGUCUUAAGCUGGAGCCAGGUUGUGCUGCAACUCAUGUACAGCUAGCAAAUCUAUAUGCUAGCAUUGAUUGCUGGAGUGAUGUGGCCAGAGUGAGGAUGAUGAUGAAGGAGAGAGGACUGAAGACGAACACUGGGUGCAGCUGGAUAGAAAUUGGCAAUAAGGUUUAUACCUUCACAGCAGAAGACAGAUCAAAGAGCCAACAAGUAAAUCAUGUCUUGGCUGUUCUUGACUGCUUGCGCUCUCAUAUGGAAUACAAGUAUGAUCUGCUGAUAGAUGGUCUUGAGUUUGAUGAGCCUGAAUAUUUCAAGGUUUCAUUAGUGAUUAGUACAAACCAUGCGGGGACUUUAGAUGUAAAUUGGAGUCAAAAUAUGAGAAAGGCUGGCUUGAUUGACUAA
Triticum turgidum subsp. durum (durum wheat) is the source of this 1830-nucleotide messenger RNA. The record is from the annotation of a GenBank genome assembly. Lineage: Eukaryota; Viridiplantae; Streptophyta; Magnoliopsida; Poales; Poaceae.